GCCACUUGCAGGUUAUAGUAUGUACUACGCGGUAUGUAUUUAAUUCAGACUACAUAUAUGCAGGGAGUCUCUCCCUGGUCCGUUAACUUCACGACUAUAAAAUAAAACUUCGGGCUUUUUGGACCAACGCAACCAUGGCAAAGUCAAAGUCUCCGGUCUCUGCUUCGCGCAAGCAUCCGCUCCAGCGCUUCGAGUCGCCAUCCCGCGCGAUAUCAUUUUUCUUGCACGCUCUGGGUCUCUGCUCCUUCUCCGGAUCCUUCUGGUACAUGAUCAACUUCCCAACGCAGAUGAACCAGGCCUAUGGCUGGCACUACCAAUAUCUGACAAUUGUCGGCCUCCUCUUGUCAUCCAUCACCUUUGGUUUUGGUCUUCUGGCCGACGUCACUCUGUCGCACCGCCUCUUUUCCAUCAAGAACAGUCUGUCUCUGUGGUGCGCCCCGCUUGAGGUCCUGAUCACGAUUCUGUACUGGUCUAUCUCGGCCAUCGACAGAGAACUCAUAGUUCCCCCGGAGAUCAACCUGGACCCAUACGCGGAUAUCAGCUUCCAUUUCAUGCCCAGCUUGUUGUUGGUCUUGGAUCUCUUGCUUCUAAGCCCGCCCUACACCAUCAAGAAUCUCCCAGCAGCUGGUCUGAGCACUGUCCUGGCAUUCACUUACUGGGCAUGGAUCGAGCAUUGCUUCACUCACAACGGCUUCUACCCAUACCCCCUCUUUGACAUUUUGUCGACCACCCACAGAGCUCUCCUCUUUGCUAGUUCUGCAUUGCUGAUGACUGGGAGCACCAUCUUGCUGAAGUGGUUGUACGCAAAGGUCAAUGGGGUGGAAACUGGCAACAAGCGAACUACUCCUGCCAACAUCAAGGGGGAAUAAUUCACAUUUUUUUGCCCGUUCACAUGUGAUAGGCCGCUUCAUAUACUAUUAGGUUACCAUUUAACGAAGGCAGCAAUGAUCUGCUCCCAAACGAAGUUAUGGAGGAAUGACUUAGACGUAUCAUUUGCAAUUGGCUCCAAUUUAUCAGCACGAUUUGCAUAUGACGGAAACACCGCCAAACCAUUAA
Messenger RNA from Pseudogymnoascus destructans, 1056 nucleotides. RefSeq lists its product as uncharacterized. The record is from RefSeq and is a predicted model, not a curated record. NCBI's taxonomy places the organism in Eukaryota, Fungi, Ascomycota, Leotiomycetes, Thelebolales, Thelebolaceae. Gene Ontology annotation, cellular component: endomembrane system; membrane. The transcript is spliced from 2 exons. Bases 135 to 869 code for a protein of 244 amino acids.